AUGUCCCCGGAGGUGCUGCGUCUGAUAUCCGAUCGCUACGCCAGUUUGGCUAUUGCUGCCGAACGAAAGACGCCCGUCUUCAAACGGGAGUCCGACAUCGACUCUACUCCUGAGUCAGACACCGGAUCGGACGCGACUGGUGAGAUGUCGAGAAGGUCGAAUACUGAAGUCGACCCGCCUGGUGGGAUCUCUGGGAACGAGAGCGAUCACGCCUACCCCCUGGAAGCGGCCGAGUGGUCUGAGGAUGUCGGCGAACCAUCCCCACCGGUCGCCGGCCCAUCGCAGGAGAAGGGCAAAGGACCCGACCCGGGCAACUGGGGGGAGAUCGGAUUAUCCGACGCUGAGCUGGAGGAGCAAAAAGCGGCUCUCCAGACGUUUGAAGUGGCCAAAAGAGGGCAGAGCAGUCGGACACCCGACCGGAACGACGCCGGUGCUAUAAGUAUGGCGGGGCAUCGCCCGCCCGAUGGCGCUCUCCUACUGGCCGACCGCGACGUGUUCCUGAGGGAAUUCGCCCGAAUGAGGGAUAGAAUCGCUGAGCUUGAGGACCGGGAUCGGAACAGAGGAACCUCGUCCCUGUCUGAGGCUCGGGAGCUGAAACCACGGAAAACUGAGCCGAUGACCUCACCCGGUAAAAGGAAGACCUUGUCGCCGAAGCCGAGCGUAGAAAAGGGGCGUUCGAAGUCGACAAAGGGAUCCGCUGGGUUUGUAACUAGUGUCCUGCGGGGGGUUAGUCUCCAACCCUCGGAUGAUGGUGAUUCCAGUUCGAGCUCCUCGGAUAGUGACUCCGAUUCAGAUGGGGGCGGUCCGCCUAGCGAUUCGUCCAGCGACUCGGGCUCGGAUACCGAUAGUUCGAGCUCAGGCUCGAAGUCUAGCACGGACCGCUCGAGUUCAACCUCGGGGUCGUCUGCCGGAAGGGGCAGGGCCAGGGGACACAAGGGGAAAUCCCGGAAGUCCAAGGCCCGGUCGAAGGGAAGGAUGUUGGUUAAGCCAAACGCCCCGGCACGUUAUGACGGAUCGGAGAACGCGGAUCUGUAUACACAGUUUGUCGAUGAGUCCAAUAGAUACUGCGAAUUAGGAAACGUACCUAGGGCUCACCGAGUAGCGAUAAUCGGGUCGUUCCUGGAUGGAGAUGCGAAGGAUUUCUAUAAUCGAAGAGUUCGCGGUCACGAACACAAAUGGACGCUGAAGAAAAUGCUGCGCCGGCUGCUGAAGUACUGCUUCUCACUGGAUUACCGCCAGAAGCAGCGUAAACGGUUGGCCCGCUGCUAUCAGAACGGAAAGUCAGUGAACAAGCAUGUUCUCGAGCUCGAGAGCAUCCUCCUGCAGAUUGGACUUAAGAAAGAUCGCGAGCGGGUAGCGCUGCUCUGGAACAGCUUCGACGCGGACAUUCAGGAAGAGCUUUUCAGAUUCGGCCUGGACCCGGAGAAGUCGAAAUGGACCCACGUUGUUAAAAAGGCGGUGAGGGCCGAACGAUUCCUGAGCCUCGACAAGCGGCGUAAACCGAAAGGUGGAACAAAUAGCGCUGCUGGAACCAGUGCAGCCGCCUCGGGCAACGAUUCUCGAGAGGGCAAGAAGAAAAGGUUCUUCUCACGCAGACAGAAUGGAGUCAUAAAAGCAUCCGCCGCCGCGGUAAUCCCGCCGCGUGGGAAUGCCACCAGGCCUGCCUCACGACCCACUACCUGCCCUGGAUCCACGACGGCCCAUCCCAGAGCCCACGAGAACCAAGUGGACCGACCGUGGGAGCGACGACUUUCUCCUCAGAAGCGCGCCGAGCUCAUGGCCCGAGGGGUAUGCCUAAAUUGCGAAGAGGCCGGUCAUAUGGCGCGUAGUUGCCCAAAGCUCACUACCAUGAGGUCCAAAGUGAAAGGGAAACCUCCAGGGUUUGGGGCGCACGGAGUGAGCCUUCGUUUAGCUUCGCUGGGCGAGACUACUGAAGUCCUUGACACGCUGGAAGUCUCGAGCGCUUUCCCAGUGGGAUUCAGGGAGGACAGAGCGACAUUGGAGCGAUGGUCGUGGCUCGACGGGUCAGAAGAGGAUGCGGAGAGCUGGGACGACUCGGAGGACCUGGAUGAUGAUGAGCUGAAUUACACUGCGUGGGGGCUGGUCGAGAAUCCGGACGUGGAGGAACUGGCCGAUGGAAUCCGGUCCAUGACGCUGGACCCGUAUCCCGCGGACUGCACCAGCCCACGCCGGCCUGAGCUUGGGUUAAUCGACCGGGCCGUUGAGUUGACUGAAAGCACGGGGUUGGGAUCGACAGGCGUUGGGGACCUGGCUGCCCGGUUCGCUAGCCUGGUUCUUCAGCGAUGCGCCCCGUUCCCGGGCGACGACGGCUCCGAGCCCACGGAGGGACGUUUCCUGGUCUACCGCGUCCUGGGCGGGGACUACUACUGCAUCUUAGAUUGCGGCACACCGUUGGAUAUUCUCGAGGGCGAUGAGCUGGUGAGAUCAGCCGACUUGCAAGAUCCCAACUUCGAACUGGGCUGGCAUUGGGCUCAGAAAUGCUAUUUAGCACAGGGGGGCUCACUGAAAGUGCCGCGGAGUGCCGCAGGAGCACUCCUGCGGUACUCCUGCGGCACUCCAAAUACUCCACAUGAUUGA
This is a messenger RNA of Mycena citricolor, 2598 nucleotides long. The record is from the annotation of a GenBank genome assembly. Lineage: Eukaryota; Fungi; Basidiomycota; Agaricomycetes; Agaricales; Mycenaceae.